AUGGCAGUCACCAAGCAACUCCUCACCCCCGGCGAUGGCCAGACCAAAGCCAAGAAAGGCGACACCAUCAGCAUGGAGUACACCGGCUGGGUCUACGAUGCUAGCAAGCCUGACAACAAGGGCAGCCAGUUCGACACUUCCACCAAGCGCCCAGGUGACUUCGACACCGCCAUUGGCGUCGGUCGUGUCAUCAAGGGCUGGGACGAGGGUGUCCUCAGCGUCGACGGCGGCAUGACCCUCGGCGAGAAGUCCACCUUGACCAUCACUCCUGACUACGGCUACGGAGCCCAAGGCUUCCCAGGCCUCAUCCCACCAAACUCGACCCUCGUCUUCGACGUCCAGCUCAAGGCCAUCAACGGCCGCCGUGCUUAA
Molecule: messenger RNA, 372 nt
Organism: Zasmidium cellare ATCC 36951
Lineage: Eukaryota; Fungi; Ascomycota; Dothideomycetes; Mycosphaerellales; Mycosphaerellaceae
Exons: 5
Coding region: 1-372 (123 amino acids)
Molecular function (GO): peptidyl-prolyl cis-trans isomerase activity
Source: RefSeq, a predicted model, not a curated record